CUCUUGGGAGUUGUUUUUAGAGUCUGGUAUAUACCUUUGGAUGCUUUGUAAUUGUAUUUAGUUCUGACCUUUGACAAACUACAUGGAUAGGAGGGAGGCAAGUAAUGUGGGAAACCAUCAAUGACGUUGGGAUGAAGAAGAGGUAUGGCUAUAAAGGAAUACGAUUGAUUUUCUUGGGUCCUAAGCUGGAAAUUCCAAACGAGAAGUUCCAAGACAGGGAGGGCCACAGCUUGUUGUGAAGGAGCUGGAGGGCCAGCCGGGUGGGUCAGAGAGGGGACAAGUGGUGCAAAGGCUGCAGGCAUUCCAGUCACCUUGAUGCCGGGUCGCUUGGCUUUCAUUGUCCUGGUGGAGGUCUGUUCUGAGGAAUGGGCAUCAAUGACCCUCACUGCUAACUUGGACAACAGAGUGAAGAAGAUCACUGAAUAUGUCCGUGCUCAGACCAACGUUCCUGUGCAGGACCAGGUCCUUCUGCUGGGAUCCAAGACUCUCAAGCCCCAGAGAAAGCUGUCAUCUUAUGGCAUCGACGGGCAGACGACCAUCCACCUCACUCUAAAGGUGGUGAAGCCCAGUGACGAGUAGCUGUCCCUGUUUCUGGUGGAGAUUGGUGAUGAGGGGCAGAGGCACCUCCUCCAGGUGCGAAGGUCCAGUUCGGUGGCCCAGGUGAGACAGAUGAUUGAGAGCAAGAUGGCUGUAGUGCCUCCUGAGAAACAGACUGUGGUUUGCAAUGGCAAGAAGCUGGAAGACGGGAAGACCAUGGGGGAGUAUGGCAUCAAAAGGGGCAGUUUAGGGGUGCCUGGGUGGCUCAGUCGGUUAAGCGUCUGACUUCAGCUCAGGUCAUGAUCUUGCGGUCUGUGGGUUUGAGCCCCGCGUCAGGCUCUGUGCUGACAACUCAGAGCCUGGAGCAUGUUUCAGAUUCUGUGUCUCCCUCUUUC
This is a messenger RNA of Acinonyx jubatus (cheetah), 932 nucleotides long. RefSeq names its product ubiquitin D (gene UBD). Gene Ontology annotation, cellular component: nucleus. Gene Ontology annotation, biological process: response to tumor necrosis factor; positive regulation of canonical NF-kappaB signal transduction; protein ubiquitination. The record is from RefSeq and is a predicted model, not a curated record. Gene Ontology annotation, molecular function: protein binding; proteasome binding. NCBI's taxonomy places the organism in Eukaryota, Metazoa, Chordata, Mammalia, Carnivora, Felidae.